AUGAAGAAAAAGGUCCUGCUGAUGGGCCAGUCGGGCUGCGGCAAGACGUCUAUGCGCUCCCUCAUCUUCUCGUCCUACCGCGCAUCCGACACCCGCCGCCUCGGCUCCACGCUCGACGUCGAACACUCCCACGUCCGCUUCCUCGGCAACCUCGUCCUCAACCUCUGGGACUGCGGCGGACAGCAGUCGUACAUGGACAGCUACCUUGACAGCCAGCGCAGCCAGGUCUUUAGCGCAGUAGGCGUCCUCAUCUACGUCUUUGACCUCGUCGGUGCAGAGGGCGAGGGAGAGCAGGAAUGGGAAAAGGACGUCCGCUACUAUAAGGACUGCCUCUCGGCGCUGCACCAGUAUUCACCCGACGCCCAGGUCUUUUGCCUGCUCCACAAGAUGGACCUCGUCGAUCCCUCCCGGCGCCGGGCAGUCUACGCCAGCAGGGUCAAGGAGCUGCGAAGGAAGAGCAAAGAGGUGGCCCUCACCACUGGCGCUGGCGCAAAGUCGUCGAACAGCGCCGGGUUCCGCAUCAACUGCUUUGCCACCAGCAUCUGGGAUGAGACGCUGUAUAGGGCAUGGUCUCGCAUCGUGCACACGCUCAUUCCCAACGUCGCCAUGCUGGAGCGGCACCUGUCGCAGUUCGCCCAGAUCAACUCGGCCAUGGAGGUCGUCUUGUUUGAGCGCACCACCUUCCUCGUCAUCUCGCGCUCCUCAUCAGUCGCCGAUGCGGCAGCGGCGUCAUCCGGCGGUGCUGCAGCACCGUCCGAGGCGGGAGGAUUCGUCUACGACGAGGACGAGGAAGGCAUGGAGGGUUUCCGAGACACCGUGGGCCGCACGACUGGCGGUGGAGCCGGGCUGGGGUCAGGCUUCAUCACCGGGACAUCGCAGCGCGUGCAAACGCCCGGCAUGGCGGGCGACCGCAAGUCAAACGGGGCCAUGUCCGACGUCAAGCUCAACCCGGAGAGGUUCGAAAAGAUCAGCGAGCUCAUCAAGAACUUUAAGCUGUCCUGCUCGAAGCUGCAAUCCAACUUCCAAGGCCUCGAGCUGAGAGGCUCCAACUUCACAGCCUACCUCGACGUCCUGACGUCCAACACCUAUAUCAUGAUUGUCGUCGCCGAUCCCCAGAUCCAGCUGGCGGCGAUCAAGCUCAAUGUCCAGCUCGGGCGAGACCACUUCGAGAAGCUGCAGGCCAUCAACCCCGGCCGUGCUUAA
Pseudozyma flocculosa PF-1 is the source of this 1203-nucleotide messenger RNA. RefSeq lists its product as uncharacterized. Gene Ontology annotation, biological process: positive regulation of TOR signaling; regulation of autophagy; cellular response to amino acid stimulus. The record is from RefSeq and is a predicted model, not a curated record. Lineage: Eukaryota; Fungi; Basidiomycota; Ustilaginomycetes; Ustilaginales; Ustilaginaceae. Gene Ontology annotation, molecular function: GTPase activity; GTP binding. Gene Ontology annotation, cellular component: Gtr1-Gtr2 GTPase complex; fungal-type vacuole membrane; nucleus. Bases 1 to 1203 code for a protein of 400 amino acids. The transcript has 6 exons.